Cetraspora pellucida is the source of this 1104-nucleotide messenger RNA. NCBI's taxonomy places the organism in Eukaryota, Fungi, Glomeromycota, Glomeromycetes, Diversisporales, Gigasporaceae. The record is from the annotation of a GenBank genome assembly.
AUGUUAACGCGUACUCGAAACGUGAUGUUCGUUGCUCUUUUUGGUAUAGUCGUAUUAGGAGGUCUUACAAGAUUAACUGAAAGCGGGCUUUCCAUUGUUGAAUGGAAACCAAUAACUGGUAUUAUUCCUCCGAUAACACUUUCCCAAUGGGAGGAGGAAUUUGAAAAAUACAAGCAAUUUCCGGAGUACAAAUUAUUGAAUUAUCGAAUGUCAUUAUCAGAUUUUAAGUACAUAUAUUAUAUGGAAUGGUCACAUCGAAUGUUGGGACGAAUGAUCGGACUGGUUGUGGUUUUGCCAGCUGCUUAUUUUGGGUUUCGCGGGUACAUGACAAGAUCCACAACUAAAAAGAUUAUGGGCCUAGUUGGAUUACUUGGAUUCCAGGGUGUCUUAGGAUGGUAUAUGGUUAAAUCCGGAUUAUCUGAAGAAUUAAUGUCAACACCGAGUUCUGUUCCUCGUGUUAGUCAUUAUCGAUUAGCAGCACAUUUGGGUAGCGCAUUUAUCCUUUAUUCAGGGAUGUUUCUGGCCGGACUACAAAUUUUGCGAGAUUCAAAGGUAGCCUAUGACACCUUUCCUAAGGAAGUAGCAAAAAUUCUUGCCAACCCUUCUUUAAAUAGAUUUCGUCGUUUAGCCAUUUGCACAGCCAUUUUAAUAUUUUUGACCUCCAUGUCUGGUGCUUUGGUAGCUGGCCUGGAUGCAGGAUUAAUUUAUAAUGAAUUUCCAUAUAUGGGAACAAGUAUAAUUCCCCCUAAAUCUGAACUAUUUUCUAAAUCAUACACAAAGUUUGGUGAAAGUGAUUUAUGGAGAAAUUUCUUUGAUAAUCCAACAACUGUACAAUUCGACCAUCGAGUGUUGGCCAUGACAACACUAUGCGCGAUAACAGCAUUGUGGUUAUAUUCUCGUCGACUUACACUUCCACCCAAAGCUCGUUUGGCAAUUAAUUCUGUUCUCGGAGUAAGUUACAUACAAGCUACCUUAGGAAUUAGUACCUUAAUUUAUAUGGUUCCUAUUCCAUUAGCAUCUGCACAUCAAGCUGGUAGCUUAACACUUUUAACUACUGCAUUAUAUUUGGUGCAUAAUAUGAGAAGGAUUCCAAUCAAGAUAUAA